ACAAAGUAUAUUCUGUUUAUUUAACAAUUAACCAACUUUCAAGAUAUAUAAACUUUAUUAUUAAUGCAAUUUUAAGUUUUUUUUUUAUUUUAACUUGAUUCUGUUGUGAAAAACAUGUUACAAUAUGAUUGUAUGGAGGUAUAUGUCAGGAAGUAGCGGAGCUACACGAGAGAGACAAAAAUUGGGCGAUGCAGCCCCAGCGUCACCAACUAAAGAAGGACAAGCUUUUAUCUUUGACAAAAAGCCUGAAAACAAAUUGCAAAUUCAAGGUUCACAGGAUGAAGAGGAGCCUUAUUUUACUAAGCCAGCCCUAAGUUAUGAUCUACCUCGACCUAGGGCCAACACAGUUUCUGAGGGGACUCAACCAGUGCGAAAUGCAUCUAAAACACCUACAGUAUUUCGUUGGGAAGGGGGUGGUAAAGAUGUCUGCAUUUGUGGUACUUUUUCAAAUUGGGAAACAAUACCUAUGGUAAAAAGCUACGGAGAUUUCGUCGCUAUAAUUGACUUACCUGAAGGAGAACAUCAGUACAAGUUCUUUGUAGAUGGAGAGUGGAAAAAUGAUCCAGCUAAUAAAAUUGUAGAAGAUAACGGUGGUGUCAAAAAUAAUCUUAUUGUUGUGAAACAAUCAGACUUUGAGGUAUUUCAAGCAUUGGCUAAAGAUAGCGAAAAUGCUAAAGAUGAUUCUCAAAAAGAAUUUGGACAAGAUAUUCCGGCGAAUAAGCCUUGGGAAAAAACGACCGGACCACCUAUUUUGCCACCUCAUCUUCUUCAAGUUAUUCUUAACAAAGAUACACCACUCUCAUGCGAGCCAACUUUACUGCCAGAACCGAAUCACGUUAUGUUAAAUCAUCUGUAUGCUCUUUCUAUAAAAGAUGGCGUCAUGGUACUUAGCGCUACGCAUAGGUACAGGAAAAAAUACGUCACCACAUUAUUAUACAAACCUAUAUAAGAAUUUUAAAUUAUUUUGUAUAUAUGUAGAUUAUAUUUUUAAUUAGUAUCUGAAUUUUUUUAGGGAAAUUUUAUUUCAAUGGAUACUAGGCUUUGUUGAUUUUUUUUUGUAUAUUAUCAUUCUGCUCCAUAAGUAUUAAUAAUAAAAGAUUACUUUGAA
Diorhabda sublineata is the source of this 1108-nucleotide messenger RNA. It is a transcript of the gene alc, whose product is annotated as 5'-AMP-activated protein kinase subunit beta-1. Gene Ontology annotation, molecular function: protein kinase binding. Bases 125 to 949 code for a protein of 274 amino acids. The transcript is spliced from 5 exons. The record is from RefSeq and is a predicted model, not a curated record. Gene Ontology annotation, cellular component: nucleotide-activated protein kinase complex; cytoplasm; nucleus. NCBI's taxonomy places the organism in Eukaryota, Metazoa, Arthropoda, Insecta, Coleoptera, Chrysomelidae. Gene Ontology annotation, biological process: signal transduction.